UCCGAAAGCGCGUUGCAUAUACAAGGAUUGAACUGAUUUCACAAUGGCGACUGUCUUUACUUACGAGAGUAUCUCUUUUCGCUUCUGGCAGUCGGUGUAAUCUACGCGUGUUAACGAAGCUGCCUGUGCAUUCGUAAAACGGAACACGCUGAGAAUGAUCAUCGACAAUCCGGAGCAAUUCAAGGCAUGGCUCACCGCCGUCCUGGAGCCGUUGUGUGACGCUGAUCCUGCUGCUCUGGCUAAAUAUGUGUACGCAUUGGUUAAGAAAGACAAAACUUUAGAAGAAUUGCGAGGUUGCAUGGUUGAACAAUUAGAUGUAUUUCUACAGCAAGAAACCAAAAGUUUUGUGGAACUGCUUUUCAAAACAUUGGAAAAUCAGGAGUAUAUUUUACCGGUUACUAAGACCGAUCCAGAUGGUGGUGGUGGAACACCACCUGGCACAAAUCCACCAGCACCAGUUGUGUCAUCAUCAACAGAAAAGAUAAUGGAUACGACAAUUCCGCUGGUACCUUUGAUUUCGAAUCCCGCUCCACUUCAAAUAAACGGAUCUGCCCCUGUUAUUAAACGAGAAGCUAGAAAAUCCGAUUCAGAUAAGGAUAAAGAAAAGGAGAAACGUUCUCGAAGCAGGAGUGGCAGGAUGAGAUCGAGAACGCGCUCACGAUCACGAUCCUGGGAAAGAGAUAGACGUAGAUCCAGAAGUAGAGAACAUAUCCGACGAGAUAGAGACAGAAGUCGACCAUGGAGAAAUGAAUCUCCACCUAUGAGCACUAGACGACAUGAUCGCAGACGUACUAGAAGUCGCAGUACAUCACCAAUUCGACCUAGAAUGCGCGAUGGUCCGGACCGCGAUCAUCGAGCAAGAUUUAGAAAUAGAUCUCCAACUCCCCUUCGAUCUCGAUCGCGUUCAAGAUCAAUAGAGCGGAAGAAAAUUGAUCGCUUCGAUAGAAUGGAAAUAGAUAGAAUGGAUCGAAUUGAAGGGAGUCCCGGUGGUGGUACACCAACUCAAGACAGUAAUCAUGGAGAUGUAGACAUGAGACUGUCUACGACUAGUCAAUCGAUACAAAGCGUUGUCGCUGCAAGUAGUAUUCCAAAUAACCAGACAAGUUCAUUUCCGCCACAAGCAAAAAGACGUUGUAGAGAUUUUGACGAAAAAGGAUAUUGCAUGAGAGGAGAUCUUUGUCCUUAUGAUCAUGGUACAGAUCCAGUUGUAUUGGAAGAUGUGGCGCUAACUCGAGUUUUGAGUUUUGGUCCACACGGCGCUCAAGCUCCAGGAACUGUUCCAGUAGCUACUGUGCCAGAACCACCACAAGGACCCAAUGGUAACCCUCCACCACCACACUUGCCUCUUGCCAGUUUGCCACCACCUCAUUUGAGAAAUCACCAUUCUAACAUGGAUGCUUUCGCAGAGUAUAAUCCGGAUGCGCCGAGCAUGGAACCGCGCAUGCCAUGGGGCAGACAUACCCAACCUGCACCUGGUAUUUACAGCAGAGGACAAAGAGAACUGAUUAGCGUGCCGGUUUUACCAACUCACACAAACACGUCGGAGAUAACUCAUGGUCAAAGCAAUCCGCUGAAGCGCAAACAACCAUUUGACUUUAAUCGUUUAGGACCGAAACAAAGAGUGGUUCACAAUCCGGUGAACUGCUCUCUCGAGUUGAAAAAAGUUCCAGCAAGCGCGAACAAUAUAACACAGUUAAACAACCACUUCUCUAAGUUCGGUAAAAUUGUAAAUAUUCAAGUUAACUUCGGUGGCGAUCCCGAGGCAGCGUUAGUUACUUUCCAGCUGCCAGCCGAAGCAAAGGCUGCUUACAGAAGUACAGAGGCUGUGUGUAAUAAUAGAUUUAUUAAAGUAUUUUGGCAUAAUAAUGUCAACAAUAACGCGGCUGGUGGAGCAAUCGAAAAUGUGCCACCGGGAAAUCCUCGCCCUUCUGUGAAAGAAAGAUUAGGCGCCGCUGUAACAACACCAGUGAAAACUGAAGAUAACGAAUAUGUUCCUACGCGCCGGUUGACCGAGGAACAAGUCACGCAAGCUGUAGUUCCAACUUCACCCAAAACUGUCGCCGUCGUUCCUACUCGGGAGGACAAAGUUCUAGCAAUAAAGAAGUCGCAAGAGAUAUUGGCAGCCAAGGAAACUUUGAAGAAAAAACAGGAAGAGAAACGCAAGGAAGCUAUGAAGCUAACAGCUGACUUGAGGAAAAGAAAACAAGAGUUACUGGACAAACAUUUGAUCGAAUUACGCGCUUUGAUUGAAAGGGCGGAAAAAAAUCCGGAACAGAAGGAUUCAAUCAUGCCAACGAUAAAGAAUAUGCAGCAAACUGUCGACAAACUGCGCAAGGAUCUCGCUGCGAACGGUCAAAUUAGUGGCAACAAAUCGCAGGUGAAGUCUAGAGAACAAACACAGAAGGAGAUAUUAGACGCUGAAUUGGAUUUGAUGACCGCACAACAGGAAGGUCAGGACGCUGGAGAAUUACAAAAAAGAUUAAACGAGCUUCGAGCCCAAGCAGCCGCGUUAGGUCUUAACACGAAUUCCGGUGUUGGUAGAGGUGCGAGAACCAAUCGAGUCGCACGCAGUACUCAUAUAAUAUCGUACAGAGGUCGCGGCAGAGGAAAUUUCGCUCAUGUCUCGGUAGAUCACAGGCCAACUAGUCUCCUAGUCUCCGGUUAUGAAACCGAAGAGAAGGCGGAUGUUUUAGCGCAUUUUCAACAAUUCGGCGAAAUAGUGAAUCAAAUAGUAGACGAUGCGACUCCUUCGAUCGUAAUCACUUUCAAAUCAAGAAAAGAGGCUGAAGUUGCCUUGGUAAAAGGACGCACAUUUCAAGAUAGAUUGUUGUCGAUAACUUGGGUAUCUGGUCAUCAUUUACAUCGUGGUGGAUCUGGUAGUAACUCAAACGCAUCUGUGCAACUCUCAUCGCGUUCCGAACCCGCACCAGCCACGGACGAAGAUAUUGACUUAGAAGGCACGGCCGAGGCGUUGCUUCUUGAAGAGAACGAAGAGGAAGAAGACGAGGAUGGCGAAUCGCGUAGCUGGCGACGAUAGCAGCGUCAGAGUCAGCGUCAGCGCCGCUUGUGACAGGAGCUUGGUGUCAAACAACAGCGUGAUCAUCCGGGUCGAUCGUACACAACCCUUUUACGCCUACAUUUGCUGCACCGCUGUUUGAUGCAUUCAUUGCCAUGAUCUUCACAAAGAAAUCGGUUUACAUCGUGCUCAGCGUUAAUGUCUCUAAUGAGUGUUACACACUAUUUGUUAAUAUUAUUGAAUAUAAUAUACGUGCGCACCGUCGACGAACGAUGUACUAUAUUGAGAUCGCACGUCGCAAAAUAGAUUUAAAAAAAAAAAAAGA
Messenger RNA from Pseudomyrmex gracilis, 3341 nucleotides. It is a transcript of the gene swm, whose product is annotated as RNA-binding protein 26. The transcript has 10 exons. Gene Ontology annotation, biological process: mRNA processing. NCBI's taxonomy places the organism in Eukaryota, Metazoa, Arthropoda, Insecta, Hymenoptera, Formicidae. Bases 155 to 3037 code for a protein of 960 amino acids. The record is from RefSeq and is a predicted model, not a curated record. Gene Ontology annotation, cellular component: nucleus. Gene Ontology annotation, molecular function: RNA binding; metal ion binding.